Messenger RNA from Drosophila eugracilis, 3017 nucleotides. RefSeq names its product protein CASC3 (gene btz). Gene Ontology annotation, molecular function: mRNA binding. The transcript is spliced from 2 exons. The record is from RefSeq and is a predicted model, not a curated record. Bases 206 to 2473 code for a protein of 755 amino acids. Gene Ontology annotation, cellular component: exon-exon junction complex. Lineage: Eukaryota; Metazoa; Arthropoda; Insecta; Diptera; Drosophilidae. Gene Ontology annotation, biological process: mRNA processing.
UCUGCGGCAAGAGAAAGGUAACCCUAGACUUUCUAUUUUCUGAUUGCAUUGCGUUGUUGUCGAGAAAAGUCAGCAAAAUUAGUGCUUUUCCUGCACAAUUUACCGUUCCGAAGAGCACAAUUUCUAAAGGACUCAGCCUUUGACAAGGAUUCACACAAGAAGCAGCAGCAGCAGUAGCGAGGCAGAAAAUCGAAGAGACCCCGCGAUGGCCGAAGUGGAGAAACCGACGGCGGCCACGCCACCGACCGAUAUUCCCCAGGCCACGCCCCCAACGGCCAGUGACGCUGUCGUAACACCCACCCCGGAUGCCACCGGAGACGUGGAGCCAGGCACCUCGCCCACCCAGGAGCCUAACUCCAAUUCGCAUCCGCAUGAUUCGGAGUACGACACGGCCAGCGACCUGGAGGGCGGCGAGGACUACGACGACGAGAGUGCCAGCGGGAGCGCCAGUGGUAGUGGAAGCGAAGAGGAAGAAUCGGAAACCGAUGACGAGGACGAGGAGGUGGGCAGCGAAACGGAUGACGGCGAGGGGGAGCAGGCAAUGGAUCGCUCUGUCGCCGACAGUGAGGCCCAGAAGAAGGUGGACGAGGACCGCAGCAAUCCUCAGUAUAUCCCCAAACGUGGAACCUUUUACGAGCAUGACGACCGAACGGCGGAAACCGAGGGCGAAGUCUUAAUCGAGCCAGAGAACGGUGCUGGCCAGGCGCCGGCAGAGCCAAAUGGGGAACUCAAUGGCUUGUCGGUAGCUGGAGCCACCCCUACUGGCCAAACUCCACAGAUCUCACAGGCAUCUAAAACUAUGCGUAAGUGGCAACCUGCAUCAGGUGGCGACCGCUGGUCCCACGACCGUUUCGAGGCCACGGAGCAGGCGCCCAAGUCCCGGGCAGAGCUGCUUCAAACGUAUGGCUACGACAUAAGAAAUGAGGAUGCACCGCCUCGAGCCAGACGCCGCCGACGAUAUACACGAGGUCCGAGUAAAUACUCAAGAAACUGGGAGGACGAACAAGCCUACCUCAAAGCGAGUAACAAAGAACGCAAACCGCCACGACCACAAGACUUUCCGGCCCUCAACGAAAGGAAGCCCCGUGGUCCGCGUACUUCUUCCUCGCGGGAGGAAAAGGAAAACCGUCGGUCUGGAGGUGCUGGCGGUUUGGUUGCAGAGAAACAGCAGCCAUUGGCCAGUGGAUCAAAUCCUCACCGAUCCCAAGAGCGGGAACGCGAGCGCGAUAGGGAGCGGGAACGGGAUCGUGAACCCAAGAACCGCAACUUUGGGCGGAUGAAUGGUGGUCCAGGACGUCAGAAUGGCAUGGAGUUUAAGAAGAACAACCGCGGCAUGCAGCCACGAGACCGGGAGAGGGGACCUGACCAAGUGGAUAACCGCAAUCAGAAGCAAACCACUCCACGCUCCAACCAGCAGCAAAUACAACAGCAACCUCAGCACCAACAACAGCCACAACAGCAGCGACAGCCGCCCCAGCAACAGCAGCCUCCACAGACGCCGCUCUCUACAUCUAACCUCUCGCAGCGACUGCAGCAAGUGCAGCAACGUAACGAUCCUAGCCACGUUGGCAGUGUCCAGAUGCACUCUUUGGCCAAUCAAAGUCAGCCGCCACAGCAGCAACAACCAUUGCAUCAGGAACAGCGAAAUGCACCCAAGCGGUACUCUAGUUUGCGUCGUUCCCAGCAGGAGGCAUCACAGCACUUGGCGGAGCAGCAGCAGCAACAACAGAUGCAGCAACAGUUGCAUCUUCAACAACAACAACAACAGCAGCAAUCGCAAAUUAUGAUUCAGGACCCACACAUGCUGAUGCAGAUUGCCUACCAGCAACAGGAGUUGCAAGCCCAACUGCAAAAUAUGCAACUAGGACCACCUACUGCCGCGGGAGCAGUGCCAACGCCACCAAAGCCACUUGCCCCACCGGCAACCGGAUAUCCGCAAGCACAAGCGGCUCCGUACUACGUGACCGGAACGGAGCCUGUGCCCGUGCCUCAAGCUCCAUAUGUGAAUCCGGCCAGUGCCGCCUACUUGCCCACAACUCCGGCUGCUGUGGCCUAUGCCCAGGCGGCGCCAUCAGUAGUUACGCAGCCCACACCGUCGCCUGCCCAGGCUCCGCCUGCAACACAGCCAUCUCAGCCGUAUCAAAACUACAAUACGGUGGGGGGCACCACCUACUUUGUUCCGCCGGCACAAAACGCCAGCCGACCAGCUGCUUUGCCCCAGCGUCGUCCCACCAACGCGAUUCCCAUCCUGCCACCAUCUGAGAAGCACAAGUCCAAAGGCGGCGCCAAGGAGGAAGGCAUCUCAGAUAAUAUCGAUCACAUCAUUGACAACAUGUUCGUGCAGCGACCUUCGGCCUUCCAGGCCACUGGAGAGGGUGCCACACCGGGAGGAGGAUCAAAGGAUGAAGCGUCAGCCACUCCCCCAGCUGCCGAGCAGAACCUUCAACCGGUCCCGGCCACUGGGCAGGAAUGAGUGCAGGCGUACGCCGGCUUGCCGCAACAACAGCAACAAAGACGAGGCCAAAGGAUCGCUCCUUCUCCUUCCUCCGGCUUUUCAAUGCUGCCGCCGCACGCUGGCUACUACCGACCUCCACCCCCGCCGCACUAGUGCGGACGAUUCAGCUCAUCUGAUGUUUUUUUCCCCAUUCUGUCCUCGGGUCUGCGACUCAGAAGUACUGCAUAAAAUGUAGAAACGCAGUAAGAACCAUUUGUAAUUAGCAUUUAGCUCCCAGAUAAUCGAACUUACUAACGAAAAGUUUUCGUAUAUAGAACGAGUAUAUAUAUAUUAAUAUGUAUCCCGGCGCAAGCUCCAUUUAUCUUGUAUGUAGAAUCUAGGGCCAGCUGCGGCGCUCGCUUAUUAAGUCGACAGUGAAAAAGUGUUGAACGUAUUGAAGCGGUUGGACGCUUAGCUUAUUUAGCCGCAUUUUAGAAUUGAAAGAAAAAGAAAAGAAUUACCGAGAGAAAUGUAUUUGCGUAAACUAAUUGAUCAUUGAAUUUAAAUAAACGUUUAACACGAA